AUGCUCAGGAUUAGCAAUGAUGUUUCGGAACCGUAUAAAAAUAUUUUUGAUAGAUAUGUUUGUAGGCCUCGCCAUCUAGAACGCCUUAGUUUAGGAGAGUUUGUCAUUUGGUCUGACUUGGUGGCUUCGCAGUGGAAUGACAUCAAUGGUGAUGAACUAAAUAUUGAUGCAUAUGAAAUGGAACAAGAUAAUACAGAUAAUCGACAACCGUGGUGCCGGAAGUGGCAAAACGUUAAAGUUACUUGUCGAACAAAUAAGUCGAUAGCGCACGACAAUUACGAAAACGGUGUUAUUGCAACUGCGCCCACUAGUGUAGAAGCUAGACUUAUUGGGGAUAGCACUUUACAUGCGACUUUCGCUUUACGGAUAGAAAAGGGUAGAACGGAAGUUUUGCGAUCGAUGGCUGGAGAGAGACUUCAAAGAGAACAUCAAAAGUGGUGGCAUGUAAAAUGGGUGGUUAUUGACGAGAUGUCAAUGGUGCCAUAUUUAACUCUUCGAAAUGUUCACUUGCGACUGCAACAAUAUAAAGAAAGAGAACUGCCUCAAGCUGUAUUCCUUGAGUUUGAUGACUCUAGUAUAACUAGUAUCCGACCCGGCAUUGGUGUCCUUAUUGAGCCUUGUACUACUGAUUUUGAUACUUUACGUGGUAAAAGAAAGAUCGAGUGA
Molecule: messenger RNA, 666 nt
Organism: Parnassius apollo (apollo)
Lineage: Eukaryota; Metazoa; Arthropoda; Insecta; Lepidoptera; Papilionidae
Source: the annotation of a GenBank genome assembly